This is a messenger RNA of Fusarium sp. VM40, 2079 nucleotides long. The record is from the annotation of a GenBank genome assembly. Lineage: Eukaryota; Fungi; Ascomycota; Sordariomycetes; Hypocreales; Nectriaceae.
AUGGACACUUUCAUUGCUCCCUGUCCCGAGGAUACCUUAUCUUCUACCCAGAAAAGCGGCCUUCUUUCUCACUGCGAUAUCUCAACACUUGGUGCUUUUCUAGCCGAAACGCCUUCUAGUUUGCCACUGUUCCAAGAAAUCUUAAAGCGGCUGUUGGCGAAUCUCCCUGCUGAUAAGCUGUCUGGGAUUGGUACAAUAUGCUCCCUGCUUGGAAAUCGAGCCGGCGUCAUCCCUCUCACUGGUGGAUUCACACUAUUUUGCGAACUGUCUCUUCAAGAUCGGACGCUGGUGUUGAAUUCUUGGAGGACGAGCUCUCUGGUCACCUUUCGCGUCCUAUUCAAACAACUUUCAAUCAUUGCCAAGCAUGUCUAUCUACGAUCAAGUUCUCUUUUCAACCAAGUCGUUGGCUUCCCAUCCACUCCUGCCGGAUGGCACCCGGUCGAGUCAUACCCGUUCGAGUUCAUGCAGUUCGACAACUCGGAUACCCAGUUCCAGAUAGACACCGAUGUUGUGAUUGUGGGCUCAGGGUGCGGUUCAGGUGUCGUCGCAAGAACUAUUGCCAUGGCUGGCUAUCGUGUCUUGGUCGUGGACAAGGGACAUCAUUACGAAACAUCAUCACUGCCUCUUGAACAAAGUGCAGGAUAUUUCCACCUCUUCGAGCAAGGAGGUUUAGUAUCUUCUGAAGAUGGAUCUAUUUCCACAUUGGCAGGGUCUUGCUUUGGUGGAGGCGGAACAGUCAACUGGAGCGCGUGCCUGCAACCUCCAAACACAGUCCGCGAUGAAUGGGCAGAAAAGCGAGGGCUUGGGUUCUUCCAAUCUUCCGAAUUCCAAGCCCGUCUUGACUCCGUCUGCGAGCGCAUGGGCGUCAAUAAUGAGCCUAUAAGUCAUAACCAUGGCAACUCAGUUUUGCUAGAAGGGGCGCGCAGACUUGGGUACAGCGCUAAACAGGUGCCCCAGAACACGGGCCACGGAGAGCACCAGGAUGGGUACUGUUCUCUAGGCUGCUGGAUGGGUCAGAAACAAGGCCCAGUCAACGGUUGGUUACCAGAUGCAGCCCGCCAUGGAGCCAAGUUCAUAUCAGGUCUCCAUGUCAACAAGGUUCUCUUCAACAAGCGUGGCCAGAAGGAAGUGGCCUGUGGUGUGAGUGGAACCUGGAGGCAAAAGGACGACUCCAAUGCCCCAGCCAAGUUGAUAACAAUCAACGCGAAAAGAGUUGUCAUUUCUGCUGGUAGUCUGUGUAGCCCUGUCAUCUUGAAGAACAGCGGGUUAAAGAACAAACAUAUCGGACGCAACCUUCAUCUCCAUCCAACAUCAUUUGUAACAGCAGUUUUUGAACAGGAUACACGGCCGUGGGAAGGCGGAAUUCUCACCUCUGUUGUUUCGAGCUUCGACAACCUUGACGGAAAUGGCCAUGGUGUGAGACUUGAGCGUCCCUCAAUGCUACCCUCUAUGUGUCUUACAUGGUUGAAUUGGACAUCAGGACCUGACUAUAAAGCACUCAUAACCAAGUACAGGCACAUGGAAGCAUAUAUUGCUAUUACUCGCGAUCGUGACAGCGGCCACAUCACAGUUGACCCUACUCUAGGUAUACCUAGAUUGGUCUAUACUCCAUCCAAGUUCGAUGCCAGUAAUAACUUCAAGGGAAUGCUUGCUUUGGCUAAAAUCCUUUAUAAUCAAGGUGCCUUGGAGAUUCAUCCCGUCCUUCCCGGAUUCGGGUCCUUCAUACGUGGUCAAGGAAGCUUGCCAACUGAUGGUUACAGCGCUUCCAGCGACACAGAUUUGGCGUUUUCACAAUGGCUGAAGCAAAUGGAAGCUCAUGGAAACAAGACACCAGACACACCCUAUGGCUCUGCUCAUCAGAUGGGCACAUGUCGAAUGAGCGCUAAGGAAGCCGAUGGUGUCGUGGAUGAAUUUGGCAGAGUUUGGGGCUAUGAGAACUUGAUUGUUGCGGAUGCCAGUGUGUUUCCUAGUGCUAGUGGUGUUAACCCUAUGGUUAGUACCAUGGCGAUCAGCGAACACAUUGCCUCGGCCAUGGUAAAAGACCUUGCUCUGGACAUUCCGGAGCGUGCUAGACUGUAG